AUGACCUUCGUCAUCCUGCGGGAGCUGCACGCAAUCAUUGGCAGUGCGCUCGACGACAUUGAGCUUGUUUACAAGGAGGAGAGUGCCCAUGGAGAAGGUUUAUCGAUGCCGGGGAGGUCUCCAGCGGACUCUGUACCACCAUCGACGACGAUGACAAAAGAAAAGUGCUCGUCUUUCGCCCUUGACCAUGGGUAUGCGUCGCCGCCGCCUUCGACAUCCAUUACGACCGCAACAGAGCAUCCGUUUCCUCAUCACCGUUCUUCUACGCCUUCGCCACCCGCCCACCUCGAUUUUCCUGCCUUGGAUCUUCCUUGCGACCUAGCUUCGCCUUCUGAAGUCUUGACGUCUCAUCCUACAGUUUUGCAAGCAAUCAACAAAAUUGUUGCCGCUGCGGGACAAAUGACAGCGACAGUCCAGACGCCUUUUUUGUCGCUGUGCGAUGCCUCGAUGACAUAUCAUUUACCGGCAUGCCUGAGGAUAUUGGAAGCGUCAAAUACGGUAGAGAUCCUCAGAGAAGCUGGUCCUAAUGGUUUACACGUUAAGAUGAUCGCCGAGAAGAAUGGCGUCGAGAAGAGUAAACUAGCUCACAUUUUGCGUCUCCUUGCAACACAUCAUAUACUCCGCGAAGUUGUUCCUGAUGUGUUUACUAACAACCGUAUUUCGUCUUUGGUGGAUACGGGCAAAUCAACACAAGAAGUCAUAUCAAGUCCUCAAGCAAAGUUUCGUGACACAAAUGGGAUUGCGGCGUUUGUCGGGCUUAGCACCGACGAAUUAUUCAAAUCUUCCGCAUAUAUCGCUGAAGCUUAUCUUUAUUCUGCUGACGCCCACAAAAACACGAACGAACCGACACAUGCGCCUUUCAAUUUUGCCUUUGGAUGCGAAGGCGUUGGAUUUUUUGGAUGGCUCGAGGGCGAAGGAAUCAGAGGCGGUCGCGUCAACGGACCUGAGUGUGAAUCAGGGAUGUUGCCGAGAUCAGAGGAGGCGGCAACGAUCGAGAAUCGCUGCGGUCUUAAGCCCUCGAACGUGAAUCCGCUAUUGAAUUCGAAUCGAUACCGACUAGAAAGGUUUGGGACGGCGAUGACUGGGACGGAUUCUUGGGAGGUCCCUGGAGCGGUAUUAAAUGGGUUUGAUUGGCAUGCUCUUCCCCGAGGGAGCGUCGUGGUAGACGUUGGUGGUGGUAUUGGUUCCACUAGCAUGUUCCUCGCACACACAUUCUCGAAUCCCUCCGAUGAGGAUAGCAUUGGAUUAAAGUUCAUCAUCCAGGAUCGACCGGUUGUUGUUGAGAUGGGGGAGCGGCAAUGGAGAAACAAAUGUCCUCAACUCCUGGAUCCAGAUAUCGCCCAAUUUCAAGUUCAUGACUUCUUCACGCCUCAGCCCGUCAGAAAUGCUGCUGUGUACUUUCUACGCGUUAUCCUGCAUGACUGGCCGGACUCAUUCGCUCAGCACAUCUUAUUGCGUCUCCGGGAAGCGGCGGCUGAUGAUACAAAGCUUGUGAUCGCUGAUUUCGUCAUUCCAUUAGCUUGCGAGGAUGACUUCAGUUCAAGGGGGGACAAUGGUGUCAUCGGUGCAGAGACCACGUUAGCUCCUGCCCCUCUGUUACCCAACUUGGGCAAAGCUAGCGCCCAUGUAUAUUGGAUGGAUCUUACGAUGCAGUCCGUGUUCAAUGGGCAAGAACGUACUCUUCGCGAGAUUGUAUCACUUGCGGCUUCCGCUGGAUGGAAGGUGACAAAAUUGACGAAGGCUCCCGGAUCUCUUUUUGGACACAUCAUUGCUGUUCCAACGUCUAUUCCAAUCCAGCAGAGAGCCAGGGCAGGUAGUGGAUCUGUCUUCCCAGACGCAGGGACAUCGGACCUAGGACGUGGAUCCUCCGUUCGGGACAUUACAGACGUCGGAGCCGGGCAAAGAGAGAUUAUGGAACGAGCCAGCUCCAGAUGCGGAACUCCAACAUUCGGCUCACGCACAGAACUACCUCCCUUUGACGAAGCUUAG
Molecule: messenger RNA, 1989 nt
Organism: Guyanagaster necrorhizus
Lineage: Eukaryota; Fungi; Basidiomycota; Agaricomycetes; Agaricales; Physalacriaceae
Product: S-adenosyl-L-methionine-dependent methyltransferase
Exons: 8
Coding region: 1-1989 (662 amino acids)
Molecular function (GO): O-methyltransferase activity
Source: RefSeq, a predicted model, not a curated record